UCGAAAUUGUAAUGGCCUAUCUUUUUUUUUAAAUUUUUUUUUAAAUUAAAUUAUUUUAUUUAUUCACGUGAGAAAAAAAAAAAAAAUCCAAGCUCCAACAUUAUAUCCAUGAAUGCCUUUACCCUUGAAUUUAAACUGGUGUGACCACGCGCAAAUGUUGGGUAGUCGGGUUGCUUCGACGAGCCGCCGAGAGGUCCAUAAUAUACCGAGUUCAUGCCUGUACAAGAGAAUCCGGGAUCAGAUUGCACUUUACUUACUGUCUUGGUAUCGGCUACAUACUGAAGGACGCUGCCAACAGUCUGGGACUGCCAAGAGAGUCAGUGAAUCCGGGACGAUAUCUUAUCCUUUCCUGUAUCAUUCAGAAAUGGGGGAUGCGAUGCUGCAUGUCGCUAACCUGAGCACAAUGUUGUCGUGCAUGGUGCUCAAACUUCCUCAAAUAUUUCUGCUUACGAAGCUUAAAUCCACCAAAGGCGUCAGUCUGAGAGCCUUGCUUUUGGAGCUUACUGGGUACAUUGUGUUUGUCACUUAUCAGAUGUCCUAUGAAUACCCGUUGCCCACCUACAUGGAAUACCCUGUUCUGAUCUCCCAAGACACCAUACUUCUGUUUCUGAUCCUGCACUACAACGGGAACCUGAGGCAGAGUGUGAUCUACAGUACAAUGUUUGUAGGGGGAUGGCAGCUACUCACACGUCAGAAGUGGAUCCUUGAUUUGGCAAUGAGUCUGUGCACCUUUAUCAGUGCCGGCAGCAAGUUUUUGCAGCUGCAGUGUCUGUGGGAGUCCAAGGACUCUUCGCGCAUCAGCGCUCUGUCCUGGACCAUGUCAACCUACACCUGCAUGGCAAGGAUUUUCACCACAGUUAUGACAACAGGGGACCUGCAGGUUAUGGCCCGGUUCAUCGUCAUGACAGCACUGAAUGUGUGGGUGACCGCAACGGUGCUGUACUACAAGCAGGGCGGCAAGAAGCUGGACUAAGUCUCAAACUCCUUUCUACACUAAAUCUUAUACCCUUAAACCUUUUACAUUGAGCCAUAAAAUCUUGGACUUUGUACUCUGAAUGUCAUACCUUAAACCAGGGCUAUUCAACUGCAAUAGCAAAUGGGCCAAAUAGGAAAAUCACUGGGGGUUUGUGGGCAUAAUACUUUGUCAAUUAAGGAAGAAAACGAGCCAUGAUUUGACUUGUAGUGCCUCUUCACGUUGUAUUCUUUCAUCACUGCAAUGCAUUCGUUGCACAAUAAACACACUGGUUUAUUACUCGUGGCGGCUGGAAAAGUAAAUAAAUACUUGUCAGUCCAUUCGCUCUGGAAUUAGCGAUUUUCACAAUCAACUUUACGUCUCUUUGACUUUGAGAAAGACAUUUUGAAGCUUGUUGUUAGCUUAGCUAACGUGAGUUUCUCCGUGGCCCGCCAGCCCAGAAUGCAACGUGAUGCUUGACUGAGCAAAUGCAGAGCAGGUGUAAUCCUGUUGCAGCCAAUCACAGCACAUAGGUGCUUUAAAAAGACAUAAGCAAUACCAUAUUGGUUCAGAUCAUACAGUCUAUGGUUCAGAUGUCUCAAAGUAGCUCAGAGAUAUGUACCUUAGUUUUAUUUAUCAUAUCACACACAUGCCAGCUUGAUUUGCAGGCAGCCUCUUGCGGGCCAUAGAAAAAUUCAAAAUGGCCGUAUCCGGCCCGCGGGCCGCUAGUUGAAUAGGCCUGCCUUUAACCUUCUACACUGAGUAAUUAAAACUUGGACUUACUACUCUGAAUGUCAUACCUUAAACCUUCCACAUUGAGUCAUAAAACCUUGGACCUUCUACUCUGAAUGUCAUACCCUUAAACCUUCUACGCUGAGUC
Messenger RNA from Anguilla rostrata (American eel), 1832 nucleotides. Its product is annotated as solute carrier family 66 member 3-like. The transcript is spliced from 7 exons. The record is from RefSeq and is a predicted model, not a curated record. Lineage: Eukaryota; Metazoa; Chordata; Actinopteri; Anguilliformes; Anguillidae. Bases 113 to 973 code for a protein of 286 amino acids.